AACACGCCCCAUCGUGUUGGUACACUUCCGGUUGUCGUCAUGAAGAAGAGCUAUUCAAGAGUGUAAACAAAGUUAUCAGUUCCGUGUUCUCCAUUGCGCGUUUUUCUCCUGUCCAUGAAUUUUAAUAUAUUCAACUCCUUAAGCUGAAUGAGCAUGAAGUCUGUCUCCUCAUUGCUCCAGAAGUGCACGUUUCUGCUUGCCUGUAGCAGUGGGGGUGUGGUCAAGCGCCGGUCUGUGACAGGAGGGCGGAGCCAGGGAAGUAACACUCCAGCAUGAAGAAGGUGAACGUUGUCGUAAUUGGGGCAGGGGUGGUCGGACUGUCCACGGCAGUGUGUAUAGCUGAGGCGUUGCCCUUCUGCACCGUCACCAUACUGGCUGAGAAAUUCUCUCCAGACACCACCAGUGAUCUUGCUGCUGGGAUCCUUUUGCCCAAGGAGAUUCCAGGGAUUCCUCUGGAACGUCAGCGGCGUUGGUUUAAAGGCACAUUUGAUCAUCUGCUGGCAAUUACUGAAUCACCGCAGGCCUCAGAUGCAGGGGUACUUCAGAGCUCAGGAUAUGAGCUAUUCAAAGAGGUCCCGAGUAUCAUAAAACCAUACUGGGCUGAUAUUGUGUUUGGAUUUCGGACUAUGACUGAUCGUGAAAUGAAGAGAUUCCCUAAUCAUAAGUAUGGCCGAGCUGUAACCACUAUGAAGUGUGAAAGCCUCAGAUACUUGCCAUGGCUGGAGAAAAGGUUGACAAAAGCAGGCGGUCAAAUGAAACGAGAGAAAGUGACUGACCUUCAGCAGCUUGCUCGUAGCUACGAUGUCAUCAUCAACUGCUCAGGCCUCGGCUCCCGUUCUUUGGUAGGGGAUGAGCAGGUCCACCCAAUACGUGGCCAGAUCAUCAAAGUUCAUGCACCCUGGCUGAAGCAUUUCGUUCGUGAUGGAGAUGGAAGUACCUACAUCUACCCUGGCAUUGACUACGUCACUCUGGGGGGUACACGGCAGGUGAAUGUCUGGAAUUUGGAGGUGGAUAAGGAUGACAGCAAGGGCAUUAUGGAGCGCUGCAGUGAGUUUGUACCAUCGCUAAGGACCGCUCAGGUCCUUGGAGAAAAGGUGGGGCUGAGACCUGGCAGGAACAACCUGCGUCUGGAGAGAGAAUGGUUACAGGUUCAGGAGCACCAGGUGCUGUUGGUGCACAACUACGGCCAUUCCGCUUGGGGCAUUGCUCUGAGUUGGGGCACUGCACUGGAGGCAUUGGACUUGGUGAGGAAGAGUCUGCAUGAGAAACCACCUCAUGCCAGACUGUGAAUGCACAGAAAUAGUAUAGGUAAUUACAAAAGCUCCCUGGUCAAAAAAAAAAAAACUAUACAGCAAGGCUUUUUUCAAAGGGGAACAGUAAAAUACCAGAGGGCUAGUCACCAAAAUAUUAUUUUAAAGCUCCAAUACAUGCAUGCACACGUAUACACACACACACACACACACACAAAAUAUAUACACUGAUCAGCCAUAACAUUAUGACCACUAACCGGUGAAAUGAAUCUUGUUUAUCUUGUUACAGUGGUGCCUGUCAAGGGGUGGGAUAUACUAGGCAGCAAGAGAACAGUCAGUUCUUGAAAUUGAUGUGUUGGAAGCAUGAAAAAUAGGCAAGCAUAAGGAUUUGAGUGACUUUGACAAGGUCCAAAUUGCAAUGGCUGGAUGACUGGGUCUGAGCAUCUCCAAAAAGUCACAUCUUGUGGGGUGUUCCAGGCAUGCAGUGGUUAGUACCUACCAAAAGUGGUCCAAGGAAGUUUCUGUGCGGAGUUUGCAUGUUCUCCCCGUGUCCGCGUGGGUUUCCUCCGGGUGCUCCGGUUUCCCCCACAGUCCAAAGACAUGCAGGUUAGGUUAACUGGUGACUCUAAAUUGACCAUAGGUGUGAAUGCGAGUGUGAAUGGUUGUCUGUGUCUAUGUGUCAGCCCUGUGAUGACCUGGCGACUUGUCCAGGGUGUACCCCGCCUUUCGCCCGUAGUCAGCUGGGAUAGGCUCCAGCUUGCCUGCGACCCUGUAGAAGGAUAAAGCGGCUACAGAUAAUGAGAUGAGAUGAGAUGUAUGGAAUUACUAUGUGGUGAACAAAAAAGUGUUAAACAAAAUAUAUUUCAUAUUUUAGAUUCUUCAGCGUAGCCACCAUUUACCCUGAUGAUGCUUCGCACAUUAUUGGCAUUACCUUAACCAGCUUCAUGAGGUAGUCACCUGGAAUACUUUUCAUUUAACAGCUGUGCCUCAUCAAAAGCUAAUUAGUGCAAUUUCUUGCCUUCUUAAUGUGUUUGAGAUUAAACAGUAAACACUAAAUAAUACAAAUACAGUAAAUAGCCCUAUUCCACAACUGUAGUAAUCCAUAUUAUGUCAAGAACUGCUUGAUUAAGUAAAGAGGAACGACAUCCAUCAUUACUUUAAGACAUGACGUGUCUUUUAAUUAAGAAAAUUUUUUUAAAAACCUAUUGAAUUAGAAGGUGUGUCCAAACUUAUGUUUUGAAUGCAGCCAGUGAUUGUAGAAACAGUCAUUUUCUAGUUGCUUUACAGUUAUUGAAUUAAACAAACACAGGCGUAUUUCUGUACGGCUCCUUUCCAUGUUGUCAGACACUUAUAAUAACAUUACAAGCCUGUUUGUGGCAAAAACAAGUGGUUUACUUUGACUUGGAUGUUUGCCUGAUAGGAUUAUAUUGUAUGGCCAUUUUGCAGUUGCCGGUUAUACCAUGGUAACUUGAAUACUACUCUGAUUUCAAUUGUUUUAUUUUUUCCCAUAGUAAAUAAUUGGACACAGAGAGAUGGGAAAAUAGGGUCCAGGAUAAAACAAUCCCAGAGCUUUCCUUUAAGAGGUAGAUUAGGAACAAUAAAAGGAAAUGGACUGAAAACAUGGAAGAAGAGUCUGAAAAGGCAGCAAGGCAGCAACACAUAAAAAUUCUUUAUGGCUUGACUAAAGUACUUGCCAAUGAGAGACCUAGGCAGAGCUUUGCACUACACGAAAAUAUUUGUAAGAGUCUGAAUAAUAAAUAAAGUCAAAUCAGAUGUUGGCAAGAGCAGUGAAUAGAGGCACCCCCCAGUGAUCUGAUUAAAACAGCAGACAUGGAACUACCACAAGAAAUGGACGAAAUAGAUACAUCCCCACUAAACAUAUCUGAAGUAAAGGAAGUGAUCAAAAAUCUAAAGAAUGGAAAAAGCAGCAGGCGUCGACCAAAUACCAGUAGAAUUGCUGAAAGCGGACAUCGAUUGGGUUACUAUGAAAAUUCAUAAGAUCAUCAGUGUUAUGCGGGAAGAGGAGCAAACACCUGAAAAGUCAGGAAAAGGUCCGACUGUAAUGAGUGAAGAAUGUAGAACUGAGUGGUUCAAAGUCAAAACAGGAAUAACAGUUUGAGCCCAGUGGCCGACAGGGGCCUUUCUGUGUGGAGUUUGCAUGUUCUCCCUGUGUCUGCAUGGGCUUCCUACAGGUGCUCUGGGUUCCCCUACAGUCCAAAGACAUGCAGAUUAGGUUAAUUGGUGGCUCUGAAUUGACUGUAGGUGUGAAUGUGACUGUGAAUGGUUGUUUGUCUUUAUGUGUCAGCCCUGCAAUGAUUUGGUGACUUGUCCGGGGUGUACCCCGCCUCUCGCCCAUAGUCAGCUGGGAUAGGCUCCAGCUUGUCCUCAACCCUGCAUAAGAUAAGUGGUUAUGGAUAAUGGAGGGAUGGGAGAAACAGUGAACGGGCAGGAAAUGGAAGAUGUGGACAAGCUACAGUUUCCAAGCAAGGAGGAGGGACAGAAGACAUUCAUAGCAGAACAGCUUAAGGAUACACUUAGCCCAUGUUUACAUUAGACCGUAUCAGCGGAUCAUCAGAUUAACGUUUUUAAAACGAUUAGUGUGCACACAGCAACACCAAUACACGAUUUGCGUGCACACAGCAACACCAAUACACGGAUACGCUCGGCUCCGCAGGCAUCCUGCGCUCCAAAUCACUCCGCCCUGAACAGCGAGUGCCCUCUGGAGGGUGUGCACUCCGGCCCUGCGCAGCUCACAGAGUGCGCGAGUGUAGUGCACAAGCAGUGAUUCGGGACUGAGACGCUGUGUGUGUGAUCCCAGCGCAUAUCACUUACCACUUGCAAGUGGAAGCAUGGCAAGCCUAAAGACAAUCAUAACUACACAAUGGGCAGUAUUUGCAUCAGUAUUUGCAGUAUUUUCAUACUUUUAUACUCUUUAAUGAAAGGUGAUACAAGGCGGAAGUCCGCGCCGUUUUUCAGCAGUCGCGUCACAUGACCAACGCCAGCGAAUCAGGAAGGUGGAUGUCACAGUGACGUUGUCCAAUGACGACGCCAGCUAGAGCUCAGCACAGCGUAUCCGUGUAUUCUCAAUGUUUACACAGCACCGGAGCUGACAUGAUCUGGAUUGAAUACGUGGACCCUGGCGGAUUCCCGUUUCCCGGCGUUUCCAGGCGGUUUAAUGUAAACGGACAGUGCAUCCGCGAAGAAAACGAGACAGAUACGGUCUAAUGUAAACUUCGCCUUAGAAGAUGGCUCUGCACACACAGUUUUGCCAUGAUAACUUUAGGAUCGUAGUUGUUGUGAACAGUUUUGCACUCAAGUCUUCAUCAAUGAACAGUUGAUAACGUUAAUAAAAUAAACUUCAUGUCAAAACUAUAAUGAAUUUCCUGGUUACACAAUUGUACUUUUUGACUAUAUAGGACAGAUUUAUAGAAGUGACUUAUUUAUCCAUCCAUCCAUCCAUCCAUCCAUUAUCUGUAGCUGCUUAUCCUGUG
Molecule: messenger RNA, 4741 nt
Organism: Neoarius graeffei (lesser salmon catfish)
Lineage: Eukaryota; Metazoa; Chordata; Actinopteri; Siluriformes; Ariidae
Gene: ddo
Product: D-aspartate oxidase
Exons: 5
Coding region: 273-1289 (338 amino acids)
Molecular function (GO): FAD binding; D-amino-acid oxidase activity
Source: RefSeq, a predicted model, not a curated record